This is a messenger RNA of Scedosporium apiospermum, 519 nucleotides long. RefSeq lists its product as uncharacterized. Lineage: Eukaryota; Fungi; Ascomycota; Sordariomycetes; Microascales; Microascaceae. The record is from RefSeq and is a predicted model, not a curated record. The transcript is spliced from 3 exons. The coding region runs from base 1 to 519 and encodes 172 amino acids.
AUGAGUCGCCGAUAUUCUACAGCCAGCCCCAAAGCCAGACUGCGUGCGAGCCGCAUUCUUGCACGAUCAACGACCCCCAUCGACUUCAAUGCUCCCCAAGUCUUGGCCGGAUACGAAUGGCAAUGCCAAGAGCAGUCUUGCCGCAUCGUCUUCUUUCUUACGCCCGUGGCACCUCACCCCAACUCGCGCAAACUUGAUCGCUCCAACGUGCUUCAAUGGGACGCCAGCCGCCUGCUCCGCUACGAGUCGGGCAAGCUCGUUGUCAACGCGGAGCCGCUCUUCGGCGCCGAGGCUGGUACCUGGGGCGCGGCCACUGCUAUCCUGGAUCGCACUGGGACGCCUGGCGACCGCCUGUUCGUCGAUAGCUAUGACUCCAAGGGCCUCCUUAAGUGGCUGUGGGACCUGGAUGACCGCCGCUACCGUGCCGGCUUGCCGAAUAUCUUUGACAUUCUCAGUCCCUUCAAGGGGAAGAAGCCGUCAGAGAACCUCCCUGAAGAGGGUGCCGACUUGUCCCAGUGA